This is a messenger RNA of Carlito syrichta (Philippine tarsier), 1080 nucleotides long. Its product is annotated as olfactory receptor 5K1. Gene Ontology annotation, biological process: G protein-coupled receptor signaling pathway; sensory perception of smell. Gene Ontology annotation, molecular function: G protein-coupled receptor activity; olfactory receptor activity; odorant binding. The transcript has a single exon. The record is from RefSeq and is a predicted model, not a curated record. Gene Ontology annotation, cellular component: membrane. Bases 88 to 1029 code for a protein of 313 amino acids. NCBI's taxonomy places the organism in Eukaryota, Metazoa, Chordata, Mammalia, Primates, Tarsiidae.
UUUAAGCCAAAGGAAGCGCAAUAUAUUUUGAGCAUAUUAUAAAUUAAUACCUUAUUUCUCUACAAUUUUGUUCUAGAAAAGUCAAAAAUGACUGAAGAAAAUCAUUCCAUGAAAAGUGAGUUUAUCCUCACAGGAUUUACAUAUCACCCAGAGCUGAAGACCCUGUUGUUUGUAGUGUUCUUUUCCAUCUAUCUGAUCACCAUGGUAGGAAAUCUUGGUUUGGUGGCCUUGAUUUUUACACAGCAACAACUUCACACACCAAUGUACAUCUUUCUGGGCAACUUGGCUUUUGUGGAUUCUUGCUGUGCCUGUGCCAUUACUCCCAAGAUGUUAGAGAACUUCUUUUCAGAGGACAAAACAGUUUCCCUCUAUGAAUGCACUACACAGUUUUAUUUUCUUUGCACUGUUGAAACUGCAGACUGCUUUCUCCUGGCUGCAAUGGCCUAUGACCGCUAUGUGGCCGUAUGCAGCCCACUACAGUACCACACUAUGAUGUCCAAGAAACUCUGUGUUCAGAUGACCACAGGCGCCUUCAUAGUUGGAAACCUGCAUUCCAUGAUUCACGUAGGGCUCAUAUUUAGGUUAGCUUUCUGUGGCUCAAAUCAUAUCAACCAUUUUUAUUGUGAUCUUCUUCCUCUGUAUAGACUCUCUUGUGUUGACCCUUAUGUCAAUGAACUGGUUCUAUUCAUCUUUUCGGGCUCAAUUCAAGUCUUCACCAUAGGUAGUGUCUUAAUAUCUUAUAUCUAUAUUAUUUUUACUGUUUUCAAAAUGAAAUCUAAAGAGGGAAGGAUCAAAGCCUUUUCUACCUGUGCAUCCCACUUUUUGUCUGUUUCAUUAUUCUAUGGAUCUCUUUUCUUCAUGUACAUUAGACCAAAUUUGCUUGAAGAAGGGGAUAAAGAUAUACCAGCAGCUAUUUUGUUUACAAUGGUAGUUCCCUUACUAAAUCCUUUCAUUUAUAGCCUGAGAAAUAAGGAUGUAAUAAGUGUUUUGAGAAAGAUUCUGUUGAAAAAUUAUCUCAAAAAAGAUUGAAACAAAUGACAUCUACUGUAACUUAAUGAUUUAAAUGCAGCAAAAACUUCC